GAUCCCUCUCAAAAACCUUCGAAACCGACUACUAGCUGGCCUCCUAGAAACCAUCUGCUGUCUUCGUCCCUUUUCCGUGUAGUCAUGGGAUGACUAUGGAGUAUCUACGCCAAACGACCUGCCCAAGAACGGAUUUUUGUUGUGCUUUCUAUGUAACACCUGCUUGCUUUGCGUUCCUAGUCUUUUCUUGGACCAAUAUACUCGAAAACAAAAUGUCCUGGUCGGAAAGGCACGCGAGGAAAUUCGGCUCAAUUCCCCGGUCUAAAGCAUACAUCCGACUUGGGGCAAACGAAGAGAAAAUACUUAAGAGAGGAGAGGGAAUGCGAUAUAGUUGAGGCUUUCGUCUUCGCUCUAUUUCCUUAUCAUGUGUGCGUUAAUACCUCGACGGGUCCAGACUCAACAGAUAUACGAUGUUUGGCAGACUACCUGGGAUCGAUCGUCCCUAUUUACGUCUUUCCCGCGAACCACGUCCACAGCGAUAAACUUCAAUUCGAGCACGAACUCAGUUCCGACGAGCGUAAAUAUCGUAGUGGAUGAUACAGUGGAAUAUCAGGAUAUCGUUGGUUUCGGAGGAUCUCUAACGGACUCCGCGGCUCUGAUAUUGAAGAACCUCAAGACUGCGAACUCGGGCAACUACUGGAACCUUUUGAAUUACAUGUUCAAUCCAACAGAUGGUGCGAAUGCUGCCGGAUUAAGCUACGUUCGCGUUCCCAUUGGUGCUUCAGACUUUUCCGCCUCCGUUUACAGCUUGGAUGACUCGAAUGGCGAUACAUCUUUCCACAGUUUUAAUAUCAAUCGCGCUCCAGCGUAUCUUUUUGAGGUUUUGAGGGACAUACAAACGAUCAAUGAUCUAUUAAAGGUUGUUCAUGUCCUUCCUUGGUCCCCGCCCGCGUGGAUGAAAGAUAGUGGAACAAUGAAUGGUGGUUCAAUAAAACCUGAUAUGGUCUCAUUUUAUCCGACCUAUCUCCUCAAAGCAGUCGAAGGGUUUCAAGCGAUGGGAUUUCCUCUCUAUGCUGUUUCGAUUCAGGCAUGCAUGAACCCUUCAUCGUUCACGUUUUCGUUGCUGACGUUCACUGGGGGGGGGGGGGGGGUGCUACAGAAUGAACCUCAAAACUCGAAUCCCACUUAUCCCACCUGCACAAUUGCACCAGAUGUGGAAGCGCAAAUCGGGUCCGCAUUAAGAUCACUGCUUAAUGACAAUGGUUUAUCGAAUGUAAAGAUCAUCGGCUACGAGCAUAAUUGGGAUGAUGCUGGAGCGUAUCCAGUAACUCUGAUCUACGAUGCGCCUGAUGCCUUCGCUGGGGUAGCAUUCCAUUGCUACGAAGGAAAUGUAGACAAUCAAGAUGUCUUUCACAACGCUGAACCUUCCAAGGACGUUUACUUGACUGAAUGUACUGGAACAUUGGGCUCAGAUUGGUGGGGUGACAUCAAGUGGUACAUGGAUAAUCUAUGGAUCGGCGCAUUAGAACACAAUGCUAAAUCUGGCCUCAUGUGGAAUAUCGCUCUCGAUGGUAAUGGAAACCCGAUGCUUCCAGGCGCCGUCAGUUGUAACAAAGGAGGAUGCAGAGGUCUGGUUACUGUAAAUAAUGACGGCUCUUAUUCUUUCAACCAGGACUUUUAUUCCAUGGCUCAAGCGUCGAAAGCCAUCAUUCCUAAGGACUCUGGGGGACCUUUUGGAAAACGAAUUCACGUUUCUGUGACUGGAUCACUUGGAUGGACUCUCCGAGCUGGAGCAUAUAUCACUCGACGAAAAAAAUCCUAGUGAUUGGUCAAGAUAUUCUAUCGUCGUAUCAAAUUGGUAUGAUACCAGUCCCGCGGGAAGUUGGAGCCCCACUCCAGUUACUGCCUCUAUCUCGUUCAGAGGCAUGCAGGCUAGAUAUACCUUCCCCGUUGGGGUGACCACUUUAUGGUGGUACGCACCCCCGAUGUCA
Molecule: messenger RNA, 1931 nt
Organism: Lentinula edodes (shiitake mushroom)
Lineage: Eukaryota; Fungi; Basidiomycota; Agaricomycetes; Agaricales; Omphalotaceae
Product: glycoside hydrolase superfamily
Exons: 19
Coding region: 365-1762 (465 amino acids)
Biological process (GO): glucosylceramide catabolic process
Molecular function (GO): glucosylceramidase activity
Source: RefSeq, a predicted model, not a curated record